Molecule: messenger RNA, 814 nt
Organism: Triticum aestivum (bread wheat)
Lineage: Eukaryota; Viridiplantae; Streptophyta; Magnoliopsida; Poales; Poaceae
Source: RefSeq, a predicted model, not a curated record
GAUGGACAAGCUGGUGCAGUUCGGGAAGAAGGCAUGGUUCGUGGUGCGGGUCAUGUCCGGCUACGAGGAGAGGAGGAUCCGGUCCUACAGGCUGCAGCUGCAGCAGCGCCUCCAGCAGGCUCAGGCUAAGAAGAAGGAGAUUGAGAAACAACCAGAGCAAGUUAUUCUGUCAGAGGUUCGUCAAGUGGUUCAGCAGAUGCAAGCUCUCAAUCAGCACCUCGAAGAAGCUGAAACUGCCAUAGAUGAGUAUUUCAAACCGAUCGACAAGAAUGCUCAGAUCUUAAUAGACAUGCAAAUGGAGAAAGAAGAGAAGCAAAUGAAGGAGAUGCUCCAAGUAAUGCGAGGCCAAAUACAAAUGCAAAGAGAAAUCGAGACGAUGAAAGCCGAGGCCAGUGCCGUGGAGCCUGUCGACACCCAAGCGAGUGCAACAACGGCUGAGAUUCCUCCGAAACAAGAAAACACUAAAUAGAUACUGUCCGCUGUUACGUUUUCCAUAAGCUAGUUAUUAUGUGCGCAUGGAUGGACUCUUUACAUGGGCUCUUGCUGGGCUAGGUAAUAAGUAGGGAUCUACGGCAACACAACUGCCAAUUUUGUACCUCGGGUGGUAUUCUUUUUCGCUGGGCAGAGUUUCUCGUCUUCCUGACCCGUGUUGUUUCCUGUUCGAGACGGUAAAUCAUGGAAGCUUUGUGCAAUUUGAUGUGGGCUGUGAGUUGUGGAAACUGCACCGUGUGCGUAACCAAAAUUUGAGUCCUGUCCUAAGUAGGAAGCACAAUUUUAAGUACUUGGGAAGCUUUAUGUUUGUGUGUUUCGCGGA